CCAAGAGGCACAUGGAGGGAGCUGCAGGGGCAGCAGCUCUAGGAGCAGAAUGCUACCUUCUGUAAUUAAAUAACAAUUAUUAGUAUUAUUACUAACAGUAAUAAUACUCUAAUAAUAUCUCUAGUUAUACCAUACCAUUUAUCAAGGAGAAUUGAUCAUAGUAUAGGGAGAAUACCUAACUGGAGUGACCAUAAUGGAGAGGCAAAAAAGGAAAGAGGAAAUAGAGAAGGGGCUUCAGUUUAUCCAGUCCACAUUACCCCUCAGCCAGGAAGAUUAUGAGGCCUUUUUGCAAAAAUUAGUGCGGAACUUAUUUGCAGAGGGCAACGACUUGUUCAGAGAGAAGGAUUUCAAAUUGGCGCUGGUGCAGUAUGUAGAAGGUCUGAACGUGGCGGAAUAUGCAGCUUCAGAUGAGGUGGCAAUUCCAGUGGAUCUCUUAUGCAAGUUGCAUGUCAAUCGAGCUGCUUGCUAUUUUGCCAUGGGCUUGUAUGAGAAGGCUUUGGAAGACAGUGACAAGGCUUUGGGAUUUAACAAGGAGAACAUCCGUGCACUGUUCCGGAAAGCCCGCUGCUUGAAUGAGCUUGGAAGGCACAAGGAAGCAUAUGAAUGUAACAGCUGUUGUUUGCUAUCCCUCCCACAUGAUGAAAGUGUGGCACAACUUGGCCAGGAACUUGCACAGAAACUAGGAUUAAGGAUCCGGAAAGCAUACAAGAGGCCUCAGCAGGAAUUGGAAACAUUCUCUCUACUCAGUAAUGGCAUAUCCUCCACAUUACCAAAUCAGAAUGUUUCCAAUGGCUUGGGUUCAGUAGAUGACAUUGAAACAGAUACCUCUGUGGGCCUUCAGUGUGUCAGUGCUCCCAGUACCACUUGUGCCCCCAUGAGCGAGAGCUCUGCUUUUUCACCAUCUGACUUGGAAACAAAAGGCACCCCAGCUUUACUCCCGGCUGCUGCCCUGCUCCCUUCUGCGGACACAGUAUCUAUGACAGGCUCUGACGGUGUGGAUGACUUCACUGAAGGAGGAGUUCUUGGGGAUGAAUUGGAUUCAAUCCUGGAUUCUAUUGCAGAGGGGUCACAGUACCCACUGUCUCUGGUCCAAGGUGCCAUCCCUGCCAACCUGCCUAGUGAGAUGCCGCAGCUGAUCCCCGUCUUUCCAGGUGGCACUCCACUGCUCCCUCCUGUGGUGACUGCCAACAUUCCAGUCUCCACACCGCUCCCUCCUGCCUCCUUCGGCCUAGUGAUAGAUGCCACAAAACAGCUCUCCUCCUCGUCUGUUCUGGAUGCUUUUGAACCCCCGGUUGGUGGUGAAGGCAGUUCCCCGUUGGACUCGUUGGAUUCACUAGACCUUCUCCCAUACACAGAGUCUCGGCUUGAUGUGCUGGAUGCUUUUGGAACUAGCAGGGGAUCACUGGAUGCACUGGAUUCCUUUGUAGUUGAGGAAACCAGCGCCCAAGAGCCAAGGCAAUCUGCUAGUAUCCAGAAGCCACCACUUGUGGCCAACCACAGUGGGCCAAGUCAUACAACGGUACCCAAAGUAGCAGAAUUGCUGAUGUCUCAGCCUGAAUCAGUGAUGUCGAACACAGCCCUACUUGUGAAGAAUCCUCUGGCAUCCACUCAUGUCUUCAAACAAGCCUGUCAGAUCUGCUAUCUCAAAACAGGACCCAAGGCUGGUGAUUAUACCUAUCGAGAGGGUCUAGAACACAAGUGCAAGCGGGACAUACUGCUGGGCAGACGCCGUACUUCAGAAGAUAAAACCUGGAAGAGAAUCCGGUCACGCCCAACUAAGACUAAUUUUGUGGGAUCUUAUUAUCUGUGCAAAGAUAUGCUUAACAAGCAGGACUGUAAGUACGGGGAUAACUGCACCUUCGCGUACCACCAGGAGGAGAUCGACGUGUGGACAGAGGAACGGAAGGGAACCCUCAAUCGCGAUCUCCUCUUCGACCCCCUGGGUGGGGUCAAGCGGGGCAGUCUGACCAUUGCCAAGAUCUUGAAGGAACAUCAGGGCAUAUUCACUUUCCUCUGCGAGAUCUGCUUUGACAGCAAACCCCGGAUAAUCAGCAAAGGGACCAAGGACUCUCCGGCAGUGUGCUCCAAUCUUGCUGCAAAACAUAGCUUUUAUGAUAACAAGUGUUUGGUUCACAUUGUUCGUUCCACUUCUCUGAAAUACUCUAAGAUCCGCCAGUUCCAGGAGCACUUUCAGUUUGAUGUGUGCCGGCAUGAAGUGCGCUAUGGCUGCUUGCGUGAAGAUAGCUGCCACUUUGCUCACAGCUUCAUAGAGCUUAAAGUCUGGCUGCUACAGCAGUACUCUGGAAUGACUCAUGAAGAUAUUGUACAGGAAUCUAAAAAGUAUUGGCAGCAGAUGGAAGCUCAUGCCAUCAAGGCUAACAACAAUGUGGCUUCUACAAGGACUCCCACAUCAAACACAUUUGACCUCCAGAUGAAAUUUGUUUGUGGCCAGUGUUGGAGGAAUGGGCAGGUGGUGGAACCAGACAAGGACCUCAAAUAUUGUAGUGCCAAAGCACGCCACUGUUGGACCAAGGAACGCCGUGUCCUGCUAGUGAUGUCCAAAGCAAAGAAGAAGUGGGUGUCUGUCCGACCGCUGCCUUCUAUACGCAACUUCCCUCAGCAAUACGAUCUAUGUAUCCAUGCCCAAAAUGGCAGGAAGUGCCAGUAUGUUGGAAACUGCUCCUUUGCUCACAGCCCUGAGGAGAGAGAGAUGUGGACCUUCAUGAAAGAAAAUAAAAUUUUGGAUAUGCAGCAGACCUAUGACAUGUGGCUGAAAAAACACAACCCUGGGAAACCAGGUGAGGAGACACCACUAACAGCAAGGGAAGGAGAGAAGCAAAUCCAGAUGCCUACAGACUACGCAGACAUGAUGGGUUACCACUGCUGGCUCUGUGGAAAGAACAGCAACAGCAAGAAGCAAUGGCAGCAGCACAUCCAGUCAGAAAAGCAUAAGGAGAAAGUUUUCACAUCCGACAAUGAUUCCAGCUGUUGGAACUACCGUUUCCCCAUGGGCGAGUUCCGACUGUGUGAAAGAUUCCAGAAGACAAAAUCCUGCCCUGAAGGGGAGAAAUGUCGCUUUGCUCAUGGCCAGGAUGAGUUGACUGAGUGGCUGGAUCGGAGAGAAGUAAUGAAGCAGAAGUUGGCGAAAGCCCGCAAGGAUAUGCUGCUGUGCCCCAGAGAUGACGACUUUGGCAAAUACAACUUUCUAUUACGGGAUAGCAUGUAAUUGCCAGGGGAGAAAAACAGAUUUUCAGAGCUGGGGAUGGAAGGAACAGGGCAGUAACAGAGAUGCUAAUAAUUAUCCCACAAGAACCAUUCCUUCCAUUGUAAAAUAAUCAAGGCAGUUUAGUGGGGUCGAAUGGAAUUAUGAAUUGAUUCAUCUAUAGCUGGUGAAUAUGAUACUCUUAAAAUCUUUGUUUUCUACAUGUUUCCUUUUUAUUUUUUUAAUCUGCCACCACUAGUCUCUUAAUUUUCCCCUUUAAACAAAAAUACUGCUUGCAGUGUUGAUAUACUUGUAUAUGAGAGAAAGAAAAUGAGAAAAAAAAAUUCAUUCUGAUUCUCUGCACCCUGAAUCCUUACUUUGGACUGCUUGGUUUUAUUGCGACAUUACAUUGUCAUGGAAACAAGUAUAGAAAAACCAGUGGACAAGUAAAGAGGGGGUUUUGUUCUUGGGGGAGGGUCCCUACAGGUUAUUGUAUGCCUCGUCUUCACAGGAACCCAUUCCACUGUGUAGAUAAGUCUCUGAAAAGAAACAAAUUAAUUUAAAAUAUAGAUGAGGUCUUAUAAAUCAAUAUGGUUUUCAAACUUUGAAAAUGACUCUGGUAGUCUGUAGAUUUCAGUGAGAGAAAUUAUCUUUCUCUUCUAGCAUCAAUUCUGUCCAUCCCUAUCAAGAGAAAGAGGAUCCUGGAUUCCUAUCUUAGCCGUUAGGUACCUAGUAUAUUAUCUUUAACUGCAGUCAGCAGUUGAAUUUUUUUCCCAAUUUACAGAUUAUAUAUUAUGCAAAAAGUAAAUCAGUAAUGGUUUAUUGAAUUAAAGCUGCUUAUCAUUUUCUUUAAGCAUAGCUCUGAAGAUUUCUCCCUUUACACAGACACCAAAAAAGAGGCCAUUUAAAAUCAAUAUGCUUUCAACAUCGUGCUUGGGUGCACAAACUUGGCAUAAGAAAAGUAAGGCUUGAAGUCUAAGUAGAGCCUGUUCAGUCAUUAUGGAAUGGCUGCGUCUUCCCCCUGUAAUGAUGCCCUCUGUGUGUACAAUUAUGCGCUUGACUACUUGGACAUAGACUUCGUGUGCCAGGCCCAAAAGUGUGGAUAGUGGAAAUGGGCAGAAAUAAUUUAAAAGGAUAUAAAAGCACCAUGUAGUAGUUUAGUUACAAAAGUUGACAUUUAGAAAACAACACUUAAUAAAUCCAGUGAUAACACUCUAGAGUAAGGAGGCUUGGAACAUUCUUUCACUACAUAAGAAACUGGAACCAGAUUACAAGAAAUGUAAGCUUGCCUGAAAUCAAAACUAGAAUUGAACUAAAACAAAUAAAUAAACAGUGUUUCCAAAAAAGAAAUUAACAUUAAAAAGUUAAUUGGAUUUAAUUGAAAUUUCAAGAAAUGGAAGCAAGAUGGCGAACUGUGGUGCUUCCAAAACUAACAAUCUAGUACCUAAAAAUAGCCUCCAGCAACAAUAAGUUUCCAUCUCCUUCCUCAAACGGGAAGACAUUUUAUGUAUCAGUAGUAUUUAAUAUACCUCUGAAAUGAAUUUUCAGAGGCUGUAACAUGAAGCAGCCCUACAAGAAACCAACCCAUUGAACUUAAUGGGACUUCAGGUAUUCAGGAUUGGCCUGUAAAAUUUGCAAAAAUCAAAGUGAUGGAAACAUUUGGCAGAGUGCUCAUUCUGCAUGGGAUAGUCAAAGAAAAAAAGUAUCACUCUAUCAUGUUGAUGCUUUUUUGAGUGGCAGCAACAUGAGGUAUAGGUACGCAGAAGUACAUUCUGAAUAGAGAUGCUUUUGCAAGCUGAAAGGCUCAAAGGUUGUGUUGAGCAUCAUAAUUAGCUGAUCUCAAAUUAUUCUCCUUAGAUUCUAGGAGGGUAUAUUCUUGUAGGUCUUGUGCAAAUGCUUGAUCUACAGAACAGCUGAGAUACAACUUUUGUAAGUUGAAGAAUGACACUGUACAAUUUAAAAAGGGGAGAUUUCAUACUGAGAUCUUGCAGGGAUCUGCAGUAUUGGUUAUAUACAAUUGAUUUUUCUUAUCUUGUCCAACUGAGGUGAUUUCAGUGAUUUGCAUUUCCUCUCCCUUCCACUAAUAAAGUAAUAUGAAUCAAUAUAAAAUAGGCUGCCACCCCCCCCCCCCCCCCGAUAUGCAGAGGGUCAAAUAAUUGUAGAAAGGAUAAGAAAUUAAAUGAGUAAGGGAAUGUAAUGUCAGAGAGUUACUCUAACUGCUCCCUUUUUAUUUCAUCCUGUCGUUUAGCUGAUGACCAGAUGCCUCAUCUCUGUCUCACUUGUGUCAGGAAAUGUCUGACCUUUGCACAGUGACUUUUGCAGAUCAUAAAAUCAACUUGAGGUUCCCUGUGUAAACACAGCUACUUUGGUUUAUUUCUAUAAUAUUAAAAGUUGCUUUCUUAUUCUUCACCAUCUUCUAAAGAAAGGAAGAGCAGGCGUAAGGGAUUUUUUUAUGCCACUGAUUAUAUCUUAAUCACUAUUCAGUGGAAUCCACCCAUACAUUUCAUUCAAGAGCCGUGUUGAUGUAAGCAGGCACCCUACAGUAUAUCCAUCCUGGUGAGGUGACUGUGCUGGAAUUUGAAAUGAAACCUUUUAUUUUUUUUAUUUUUUAUUUUUCAGAAUAAAGAGGGGUACAGAAAGAAGAGGGGGGGGAUAAAUGAAACCUUUUAGAUCGUGUUAUGUGCUUUCCUCUGCCCUUGUUUUGAGAAAAAGGGAGUAUGUUCUUGUCUCCUGUCUUGUUAUUUUAAUAGUCUUAAUUCAUGUGACAAUAGAAUAAGCAAAGCCACAGGAAUCCAGCAGCAGUCAGAUGAGCCAAAUCAUCCCCUUCCCUACAGAGAUAUUUUCAGUGAAAUCCUAAGCAGAGUUACUCCAGUCUAAGCCAAUUGAAAUUAGUGGGCCUAGACUGGAGUAACUCUGCUUAGGACUGUGCUGUUUGAGUAGUUUCCUGUUGCCUGCUUUAACCAUUAUGCCUUCAACCUUUUGGUAUUAGUUCAGAAAAUACCAACAAGAGCAAUUGACGUUAGCUUCUGGGGCUGAGCUGUUAGCUAUUUGUGGCAGAUAGUAGGAAAACACAUAUAAGAGAUGGAUGUUUAAAAUUCUUAAACUAUCUGUAUCUAGAAAUGUAACUGUAUAUGCUCUGCCAUUAUUUUAUGAUAUGUGAAUUUAUUUUAGAUUAUGGGGUGGGGGUGAUAUUUCCUUUCCUCUUUAAUUCAAAAAUAAACUGCUUUGUGGUCCCUUU
This is a messenger RNA of Eublepharis macularius, 6440 nucleotides long. RefSeq names its product zinc finger CCCH-type containing 7B (gene ZC3H7B). The record is from RefSeq and is a predicted model, not a curated record. Gene Ontology annotation, molecular function: metal ion binding; protein binding; miRNA binding. Gene Ontology annotation, biological process: miRNA processing. The transcript has 23 exons. Bases 194 to 3226 code for a protein of 1010 amino acids. NCBI's taxonomy places the organism in Eukaryota, Metazoa, Chordata, Lepidosauria, Squamata, Eublepharidae.